GGGCUUGAAAAAUCACUGCAGCACCGCCGGCGGGCAGGGGGCAGAUGCAGCGCUGCCGCGCCGCCCUCUCCGCCUCUCCGGCAGCGCCCCCAGGCAGCGCCCCAACCCUUUAUUCCCGCUCGCGGUCCCAAAGUUUUUUUUCUCCCCCCGCCCGGGGUGCGAGGGAGCCCCGGACCGAGCGAAUUAAAGUUGGGACAGCCGCGCUCCGGGGAUGGGUACGAGCCACCGCCUCUGCUGCCGGCUCGCUCUGCUCCCUCCCCAGGUCGCCCGGAGCGCUCGCCCGCCCAGGAGGGAUGCUGCUCCGGGAGCUGCUGGGGCUGCUCCGCCGCUGCUGGCCCUCCCUCCUGCUGCACUGUGCCCUCCACCCGCUCUGGGGCUCCGUCCAGAUCACUCAGGGUGAGCCCCAGAAGUCAUGCUCCAAGCCUGUAGCCGACAAAGUCACAGAAAGCUGCGAGCAAAUUUGCCAGUGCAGGCCACCUCCACCGUUACCACCGCCUCCUCCACCUCCACCACCCCCGAGGUUGCUAGUGGUGCCGACUCCCAAGUCUACCUUUUGUCCCACUGAAGAGACCUGGUGGCCAGGCCUGGUUAUUAUCAUUGCAGUAUGCUGUGCCACACUAGUGUUCCUCUUCGUAGUUGUCAUCAUUUGCUAUAAAGCAAUAAAAAGGAAACCAAUGAGAAAAGAAGAGAACGGAACCAGUCGAGCUGAAUAUGCAAUGACCUCCUCCCAAAACAACAAAACAGUUGAUAACAAUGCGGUUGUAUAAUCCCCGAAACCCUGCUGAGGCACAGGAGGUGGUAAACUUUCAAAGCACACACAUGGAGCAUGCAAGGUGGGUGAAAUAAGGCAACGAAAGGAGCGCUGUGUCCAAGGACUUCAUUUCAGAAAUAGUGCACGCAUCAGUGAUUCAGAAGAGAAAAGCAGGCUGCUCUUCAGGCUUGCUGCUUCUCCAAGGGAGGAUAAACUUGCCCACCCGGGCUGACCGGAGAAAAGGUCUCACAAAGGCAUAAGCAUUGCAUGCUGCAACUUGUGAAAGCAAUGUCAUGAUGCCUCCCGCUUCUUCUUCCUCCUUUCUUCCCCUCUACUUCUCAGUUUGAAUUGAGUGUCUGCAAAAAAAGCUGCUUAAAUGGGAUCUUUCAAGGAGAAAGUGAUAUACCAGAGUGGCAGCAGCUUAUUAGAAAUGGGUCUGAGGGUCACAGGUGGAGCUGUCAGCUAUGUGCUUCUCCAGCCUGUGCAGGUUUUUUUACACUUAUACUUCAUUCUUAUCAUUCUUAUUAUUUCAUUAUUAAAAAGGGAAAAAAGGUUUCUGUUAAGCCAUCAAGCAACCAAAAAUUGCAUGAACUUGUGACUUAACCUAGGAAAUUCAUCUGUGGUCUAGUGACUAUGCAAUUUCCAUGGCUAAGGACUUUUCAGGCAAAAGAAAUCAAAAUGUCAGAUUUCAGCAAUUAGUAUUGCUGUUGAAAGAGAGAUAUUAUUAAGAGGUGCUUUAAACAUUAUUACUUCAUAAUCAGCCUAUUUUUUUUGCAUCACACUUUUAUUUUUUUAAAAGUUCUUCUUUUGUGAAAUUGUUUAUAUUUGCAUCAUGCUGAUUCCCCAGGGAAACCCCUACAGGAAAGAUGUUGGUUUACAUCUUGUUGUGAGUAUUUGGACAAGAUUGUGUUGAAAGGACUAGAAGCCCUUUGAAGUCCUCUUCAUUCACUGAUUAGUGCUGCUUCCUGUAAGUGUCACGUUUCCUGACUGAUCCACCAAGGACGUUGUAGGUCUGGCUUGGAGGACCCACUUUUGAGGGUCUGGUAAGCUGGUUGUGCCCACGUUAACUCAAUCUCUGCUUCUCCUGGGCAGAGACUACCAAUCGUGCCAAAUUCAGCAUAACAGUUUAGUGUCGUACUUUCUGUGAUGUGGAUUGCAGACUACAUAAAGCAAAGCUGUAUCCACCCAAAUUCAUUUCACAUAAGAUCUCAGGUUAGACUCAGUAAGUAACCCUUAGGAUAAAGGUGAUGAGAGUAGCUGAGGCGUUGGUCUUUCCCCACUUUCCUGAAAACUUCCCUUCAUAUCACACCUCCACGUGUAUGUCUCCAUUUACCUCUGUGCUGAAAGUAGUGAUGUAGUGCAAGACAAAUUUCAGCCCUUGGCUGGACAUCAAGCUUCAGAACCACUUGGUCUCCAUGUCUGUGAGUAACUCCCAGGCACCGACCCAGUCUCGCUCCGGGAUGUGGCUGCGCCCCAGGUGUCAUGUCCCUCUGUACUGGAACACACCAAUGCUUUGUUUUGUGUAAAGAUGUGCCUGAACCGCAGAAGUCAAGACUUUGAUUUUGAACACAUUCCUGUCUGUGGUUGGUCUGUCACCGGGAUGUAGAGUUUGGGCUGAUGGUAGAUGAAGAUGAUGUUCUGCAGGCCUUCCCAAAGAAGUUCUGGGAUGUUCACAUCAGCAGUUCCAGCUCAGGCCCAUCUCUAGUUUUCUAUUACCUUUAGAACAAUGGGGUGUAUGUAAAUAUAAGUAUCUUUUCAAUGGUAAAAUGAAAUGCUGCUAUAUACUGCUGUUGAGGAAUUUAUAGAGUUACUCAUUUAGCUGUUUAGCCUGUCAUCACUAUGUAGAAGUUUAGGUACAUAAAAUUAUUUUUAAAGGGUAGAAUUAUUGAGCAGUGAAUGCAAUUACAAAAGUGAAAGGGAAUAAGUAAGCCUUUGCCCAAGAGUACAAUAAUUUCCUGCCAUAUUCAUGUUGUGUGCUUGCACAAGACACAGUGAUAUGUUCUUAGAUCCAAAGUGGGAUUAAAAUGACAGAAUUUACACUUUGAGUCUAGUAUCCCAAAUGUUGAUUGCCUAAAACGCUUAGCCUCUAAAUGCUAUAAUAAAAAUAUUGCAAGUAUAUUUCUAGACUAUUUUUUAAGCUAUAACUUUUAUUUUGGUGUAGUUACCUAUGUUUGCCUUUUUUUUUACUCCAGUUGUUUCUGCCUAAAUGUGCCAUAGUUUGAGACUGAUUGCAUGUUUAGCUGAGAGUGUAAAAUAUGAAUACAGAUGAGUUUAGCAUGAUAUGGGCUCAGGAUUAGCACUUUCUCCUAAAGGGUGUUGAUUUUAUUUAUAUUCUCAUACAGCUUUAAAGGCACGUUCUGUUAGACCAAAAUCACGAAAGGGAUUUGCAGCUCAUUAUUUCCAUCCAAAUGUGUCUGAUUUUGCAAGAAGAGAUCUAAAAAAAUGGUCACCAGACACUGUCUGAUUUUCAGUGAUGUCAAUGGUAAAAUGUCUCACUGAGAGAUAACUCUGUUACAUGACAUAACCCACAAGCAAACCAACCCUAGGCCCCUGAGGUCUCUUCAGUGGAACAUAAGCAUUAAAAACUACAUGGAGAGUUGGAGAGACAGGACAUUUCAAGGAGCAGCAUGCAAGGACUGGGAUAUACUUUCAACUCUGCCGCUGAUCCGCUGUUUACUAGAAAGUAAUUUUGCCUCUCUGUGCCUCAAUUUACGCAUCUAUAUAAUCAAGACAAAAAUACUUACCAGCUCUGUGGCAGUAUUUUCAAAGAUAUAGAUGUAUCCUAUUUGCAUAAGCAGAUAGACAUUAUCAUUAUCUCCAACAUGCUAAUAUUAAAUAAAUGUAUUUGGAUGCAUCACCAUGAUUAUUCCAGAAUCAAACAUUCCCCAGUGUGCUUUUUUAAUCCAUUGGCCACAGAAGAGGGGCAGCAGCAGACAGGCUGAGAGCUGCUUCUCUGCUUGUCCAGAGUCUUUGCUCACAGCUCUUGCACAGCUACACGGCAGAGAGAGGUGGGAAAAUCUGCACAGGGUAGUGUUGCCUUUAGAUUCCUGUCUAAGUACAGUUGACUACAAAUUUAAGUUGAUCUUCAGAAAGGUACUUGGAGAAGUAUACUGGAAGCAGAUUUAGGUCUUUAGAAAAGAGAGGCUAGAAAGAUGGUGCCAUUGAGGAAUGAUUUCUGAUGUUUGCUGGUGUGGUUUAAGGUUGCAUUUAGUAUCUACAGACUACUUGCAAAGCUUUUAUGAAAGAGGCUUCCUUAUUAUAAUAUAAUUAAAUGCAAAGGGAAAGAAAUAGGCUUGAUGGAUAAGGGCUGCACUAAGCAGUGACCCUGGAUCUGGGGAACUGAUAAUCCAAAGUACAGUUUUACAAGCAUUUUGAGUUUGGUUUUAGCCACCAAAAUGUCAGAUGUGGAAAGGCCAUGCAUAGCUCUGUUCACAAAAUAGCCAGACCCCCCCGCAGCUUAAAAGGUGGCCAAUUUCUACGCAGAAGUUAACUGCUCUGCUCUGACCUCUCCACCACCACCAGACAGACUCAGAAAACUGCUGUGUUCAGUCUGCGGGACAGCAUCAACUCAAAAUUUCUUCCCUAGGAUCACGACUAGCAGACGCAAGCAGGCAAUGCACUUUAAGAGCCUGAGCUGCAAAGUGUUGAGCUUCCUCAGUCCUCAGCAGUGCCAAGAAGGUGGAGCUGAAGUCCCAGCUCUGCCAUCCUUCCUGGCUCUGACCUGACACAGUGGUAUGACCAGGAAGGCAUCUCUACCUUGGAUAGAUGCUGCAAAAACAGUGACAGAAGGAAAGAGGAGAGUUCUACUAAGUAUAAGAUUAUAAAUAUAUUGAUAUAUAUCUAUACAGAGACCUAAUUGUCCAGUCUUGCAUGCCAUAUGGUCACAGCAUGUCAAGCGAGUGUGGGCCUCCUACUCCAACCAGGUCAUGACCAUAGAUGCUGCCAAGCAAUGGAGAAUCAGGCCUAUGGUAGAUAUGUAUUUACCAUACUCCCUGCACCUGUACAAACAAAAAUGAAUUAUUUUAAACUGCAAAAUAGUGUGUUUAAAUCAAUGCAUGAAUGUAAAUAUUCUAAGAUCUGCCUUCUUGACUGUGUACCACAUCUACAGAUGAAAACGAAUAUUGUUUAUAGGAAAUCUGUAUCAGUGGUUAAAUCACUAAAGAGAAAAAAUAUCAGAAUUAAUGUUGUCAUGUUUCUCAAACAAGCCAUUAAUGUAUAUUUAGUAUUUAAGGAUAUUGCUCAAUAAAUAUGUUCCGUACCAAAAACUGUGUUGCAUAUACAGAUUGUGCAGUACCCUAUUUUAAAAAGGCACCAUAACUAAUUUUUAUUUUAAAUAAAAAUGUAC
Messenger RNA from Cuculus canorus (common cuckoo), 5096 nucleotides. RefSeq names its product proline rich membrane anchor 1 (gene PRIMA1). The transcript is spliced from 5 exons. The coding region runs from base 45 to 767 and encodes 240 amino acids. The record is from RefSeq and is a predicted model, not a curated record. NCBI's taxonomy places the organism in Eukaryota, Metazoa, Chordata, Aves, Cuculiformes, Cuculidae.